This is a messenger RNA of Lasiodiplodia theobromae, 1371 nucleotides long. RefSeq lists its product as uncharacterized. The record is from RefSeq and is a predicted model, not a curated record. The transcript is spliced from 3 exons. Gene Ontology annotation, molecular function: N-acetyltransferase activity. Lineage: Eukaryota; Fungi; Ascomycota; Dothideomycetes; Botryosphaeriales; Botryosphaeriaceae. Gene Ontology annotation, biological process: protein acetylation. Bases 1 to 1371 code for a protein of 456 amino acids.
AUGCCCGCGCUCCCAACCACUGACGCCUCCGGCGCCCGCCAUCUGCUCCGCGCGCUGCUUCGCGAGUGCACCUACCUGCCCGAUCCAGCCGCCCGCAUCUACGUCCAUCGCCACGUUCUACGCCGCUUCCGCGAGUACCAUCCGCCGCAAGGAAAGCACUGCGACCAUAAAGAUCAUUUGGAGAACCCGGCAUUCUCACCGCAGCGUAUCCGCGGGGCUUUGAAAAAUGCGUGGAAGGGCCUGAAUUUUUUGCGCCGUGUCAAUGAGGGCGAGGUGGCGCCUCUUCAGCAGCUUCUACUACUGACGUAUGGGCGUACUGGCAGGCGGCGGCACGAGCUAAUGGAGACGUUGCUCAUUCCCGACGCAGUCGGCGAGAGCGAGGCCGUUAGAUUGUGGCAGGCAGAUGUCGCCGCAACGCUCGACCCGUCUGAAGCCAUCACAGGCAUCCCGAAGGCCGUGGCUGAAGCUCCGAGGCGUAAUGGCAAGCCCCACAAGUACGAGAUUUCUCAACGCUACUCCAGGCUCCGUGCUCUUUUGGAGAGCCAGAGGCGUUAUGCGCGUCCCGUGGAGCUGAGGAGAGCCAAGUUGAAAUUGACGUACCUGGAAGUGCCGUUGACCAAUAUCUGGAUGCGCACGUUUCCGCGAAAGCGCGAGAGAAACAUGGUGCGUAAGUGGUAUGCCUCCAUCCUGGACAAGGUCUUCCCGCCGCUACCCGAAGACGAAUGGGAGAGGCUCAGGGAUCUGGUCUCGGGUGUGCGCAAGUGGCACGGCUUCAAACGUGCCUUUCCCGCCAAUUCAAUAGCAGCCUGCACAACAACCACCAUCAUGUCCGACAAGCCCUCCGUCCGCUUGGCCACUCGCGAAGAUGUUGGCGCGAUCCUGGACCUCAUCAAGGAACUCGCCAUUUACGAAAAUGCUCUCGACUCGGUCCAGGCUACUGAAGAAAGUCUCGCAGCUACGCUUUCCUUCGCUGCGUCAUCCUCUGACGGGUCUUCCUCCACCAGCUCAGGCUACGCCAAAACCCUGCUUGUGACUGCUCCGGAAGGUGAAGUGGCCGGGAUGGCGCUCUUUUUCAACAACUACAGCACUUGGCGUGCGAAGCCGGGCGUCUACCUUGAGGACCUCUUCGUGAAGUCUAAAUACCGUCGGAGAGGAUAUGGCAAGCUGCUGAUACAGGAGCUUGCAAAGGAAGUGCAGCGGAUCGAUGGGGCCAGGCUGGAAUGGAGCUGCCUGAAGUGGAACGAGCCGUCGCUGAAGUUCUACGCAGGCAUUGGAGCAAAGCAAAUGGAGGAGUGGGUUGGGCUGAGGGUCGAUGGCGAGGCUCUCACCCAUCUGGCGGAGGGUAAGGCGGCUUCUGCUGGAAACGAAUAA